Fraxinus pennsylvanica is the source of this 1473-nucleotide messenger RNA. Lineage: Eukaryota; Viridiplantae; Streptophyta; Magnoliopsida; Lamiales; Oleaceae. The record is from the annotation of a GenBank genome assembly.
AUGUCUUCUCUCUCUCUCAUGGCCUUUGCUUGUUGCAUUCUUUCUUUUGUUCACUCUAAUGCUGACACAGUAGACUAUGGAGCUGCCUUAACCAAAUCUUUGUUGUACUAUGAAGCACAAAGAUCAGGGAAGUUACCCCCCAACCAACGAGUAAAUUGGCGAGGCGAUUCCGCGCUUAACGAUGGCAAAGAUGCCGGGGUUGAUCUUGUGGGAGGAUACUAUGAUGCUGGAGACAACGUUAAAUUUGGUUUUCCAAUGGCGUAUACUGUGACGAUGCUUGCAUGGAGUGCAGUGGAAUUUGGGUCACAACUUGAGGCCAAAAAAGAGUUAGCAAAUGCAUUGGCUGCCAUCAAAUGGGGAACUGAUUAUUUCAUCAAAGCACACCCAGAACCUAAUGUUCUUUAUGGUCAAGUUGGAGAUGGUGAUUCUGAUCAUGCGUGUUGGAUGAGGCCCGAAGAUAUGACUACGCCAAGGACCGUUUAUCGGAUUGAUGAGCAGCAUCCCGGAGCUGAUCUUGCUGGGGAAACUGCGGCUGCAUUUGCUGCUGCUGCAUUGGCGUUUAGAAGAGCAAACCCUAGAUAUUCAGCCCAACUUAUUCUCCAUGCCAAACAGUUAUUUGAUUUUGCUGUAAAACAUCCUGGCCAGUAUCAAAACAGCAUUUCCCCGGCGGGAAAAUUCUAUUCCAGCAGUGGCUAUGAGGAUGAAUUAUUGUGGGCUGCUUUAUGGUUAGAGCGUGCCACUGGAGAAAAAAGAUACCUAGAUUUCAUCAUUACUUCCACGAAUCCAGGAGGCACCAGGACAGAGUUUUCAUGGGACGACAAGUACGUCGGCGUUCAACUUCUCAUUGCAAAGGGUAUUCUCGAGGGAAGAUAUCCAGGAAAUGGAAAUUUGGGACAAUACAAAAACUAUGUCGAGGAAUUUAUUUGCAACUGCAUUCAGAAAGGCAGUAGCAAUGUAAAAGCAUCUUAUAUGGGGCUUCUUUGGUGGCAACCUUGGAAUAACCUUCAGUACGUCACGAGUGCAUCAUUUAUCACGACUACCUAUUCCACCGUCCUUGCUGCCACAAAGAAUACCCUUCGGUGCCCUUCUGGAAAGUUCGACUUCCUUCCGGAAUAUUUGAUCAGCGAAGUCCGUUUACAGGUGAACUACAUCCUCGGCUUAAACCCUUACAAAAUGAGUUACAUGGUCGGGUUUGGAACAAAGUAUCCGAAAGAGGUUCAUCAUCGAGGAGCAUCAAUUGCGUCGGUUAAGAAAGAUCCAACUCCGGUAACUUGCCAAAAUGGGUUCGACGCUUGGUUUCAUAGGAAUGCACCAAACCCUAAUGUUCUUAAUGGUGCAAUAGUUGGAGGACCAGGUCAAACAGAUGAAUAUACAGACUCAAGAGACAAUUAUCAGCAGGCCGAGGCUGCAAUUGCAACCACCGCACCUCUUGUUGGAGUUUUAGCAUAUUUUGCAUCAUCAAGGACAAAUUAA